Lindgomyces ingoldianus is the source of this 1005-nucleotide messenger RNA. RefSeq names its product putative short chain type dehydrogenase. The transcript has 4 exons. Bases 199 to 1005 code for a protein of 268 amino acids. Gene Ontology annotation, molecular function: oxidoreductase activity, acting on the CH-OH group of donors, NAD or NADP as acceptor. The record is from RefSeq and is a predicted model, not a curated record. Lineage: Eukaryota; Fungi; Ascomycota; Dothideomycetes; Pleosporales; Lindgomycetaceae.
UUGUCUCCUGCUUGCAUACAGAAAGAGAGAGAAAGCAUUCAUAUUCCUGCUCGCUCGCCAUCCUAUUUGACUUGGUUCGUGAGCUUUAUUGACAUCUACUCCGCCCUCUGUUCUUUGGACCUUCUCUCUAUCAUUAUUCAAUCCCUCCUUCUUGACUACUCUCCUUCUCCCCACAAUCCCACGCCCCACCGUGCCCCCAUGUCACGCCUGCAGUCCAAAACCGCCAUCAUAACCGGCAGUUCCUCCGGCCUCGGCAGAGCUAUCGCCCUCCUCUUUGCACGCCACGGCGCCAAUAUCGUAUGCUCUGACCUGCGCGAGCAGCCCCGCGGGGAGAUGCCAGAAGCCUCAUCUCUGACCACGAUGGAAGAGCUCUCGAAAAUGGGGGCAAGAGCGAUUUUCAUCACGUGCGACACUUCGAAUGCUAAUGAGGUGCAAGAGCUAGUUGGCAGGACUGUGAGGGAGUUUGGGAGGCUGGAUAUCAUCGUCAACAACGCUGGAAUAGCACUCGAACCCCAAAACCCCUCUCCAGUAUGGGAUUACCCCGAAGACUGGUUCGACAAAACUCUUGCCGUGAAUUUGAAAGGCGUCUUCCUGGGCUGCAAAUAUGCGAGCAAGCAAAUGAUGGGUCAGGAUCCGGGGCCGAAUGGAGAUCGGGGAUGGAUUAUCAAUUUAGCGAGUGUGCUGGGUUUGGGUGGAACGCCGAAGAGUGCGGGAUACACCAGUUCCAAGCACGGCGUAAUGGGUCUUACAAAAAGUGCGGCUUGGGACUGCGCCCCCCAUCGUAUCCACGUCAACGCUAUCUGCCCGGGAUAUACCGCGUCAUCGAUGACCAAAACAAUCUUUGACCAGCCCGACGUCAAAUCUCAGAUAGAGGCCAUGCAUCCGUUCCGCGGGCUAGGAGAACCAGAGGAUAUAGCGCGCGCGGCGCUGUUUUUAGCGAGUGAGGAUUCGAGUUGGAUUACGGGGAUCGGGCUUCCGGUGGAUGGGGGGUAUGGGUCAAUGUAA